CCGUUUGUUCACUCUUUCCAUUCCUACGUGAGCCUGUCAUUCACUACCCACGAGUACUACGACCGCCUCGGCGUCUCCGCUCUUUUACGCGCCUUCGGCCUCAAAUCCAGGGAUUCCCUCUCUCUUUCAUCUUACCUGGUUCUUCAUGCAGCACACGUUCUUCUCCGAAUCCCUUUUCUGAUCCAGCAGAGCUUAUCGCGUCAUCCAGCCUGCGGGCUUGGCGACAUGUCAAUGUCGAGCUCUUCGAUCCUCUUCCGUCAGAGUUCAAGAUGUACUACUAAAAUUCCACGACACUCCAACCUAGUCGUGCCUUCAACCUCUUCAUUAAUCUCCAGCUCUACCUUGACCUCUGCCGUGUCCCAGCCCUCCCUCACGAACUCGGACCCUACAUCCUCAACCGAGACCUCAUUACCAAGCGAGACUUCUGCGUCAGACACAUGGCAUUCCACAGCGUUGUUACCUUUCACGGAUGCGGUAACUACACAAUCACCACAGCCACCUGCUGUUGUUAGCCCGGUGGCCGUUCCUACAACGACUGCAUCCACUACAGCUGGAAAGCCCAGCAACUACAAUCUAAUCCACACAGAAAAUGGCCCUCACGCUCACAUGCCCGUAUCGUCGCGGAUUGGUUCUUCAAGUCAUGAAACAGACUCUUCUCUUUACCUGCCAAGCUCCGCAACUUCAAAGACAUCAGCGAUACCGACUCUGCGCAGCACUGAAUCUUUCGUUGCACACUCUACGGCGACUAGCCCUAUCGCCUCUGCUAAUAGCUCCUCGCAAGGCCAUAUAGAUCAGUCUAGCCAUAGUGAACAUGCCCCACUCGGCGCGAUCUUAGGCGGCGUUCUAGGUGGAGUAGCAUUUGUUGCUCUUGCACUCGCCAUAGGUUACUUUGUGAUGCGACAUAAGCGGCGCGAUCCCCGUGGUGGCCUGAGCACUGGCACGAGCGAAGAGCACUUGCAAGAUGAAGGCGGGCCGGUCGCCCCCUCAGCUGACUCGCUUCAAGGAUAUCAAUCCGGAGGGUCCUUCCUCUCCGUCGCUUCGUCUACUCCUUCAAGCCCUCUUCGCGUUGCACUUGCAGCACCAAAACUGGCACCCGGCCACCACCACAGUCGGACCCUGUCUAGUUUGAAUCCCGUCUUGGACUCGAACCCUUUCCUAGAUUCUGCGGAGGUCAAGUAUGUCUCGCGUGGGAGUAUGCGCAGCAUCGCGGGGGCGCUUCGCAAUCCGUUUGCCGAUGCUCCAUCUCACAGCCAUGUCGCUAUGCAACAGUCAGAGAUGUCCCAACGACCGGCGUCAGCUGCCUGGUAUUCUAUGCACAGUGAUCGCAGCUUGGGAAGCACGCUCCUUCUCCCGGGACGGAGUAGCGCGGGGAGCAGCUUGCAACGACUCAGCUACCCGUUUACUGUCGCCGAACUAGAAUCAUGCGAUCCAAGCGGACCCGUGGCCAGACUCAGCACACGAAGUGAUCCCUUUGACCUAGAAUGUCCCCCGCACGCGAUGCACAGACGUAGUUCUACCGCCAUACCACUGGGACAAGUCUGAUUGCUAACCACCAGCCAUUUGCUGCCACCUUACUCCAACUGGUACCGAA
This is a messenger RNA of Aspergillus sclerotioniger CBS 115572, 1591 nucleotides long. RefSeq lists its product as uncharacterized. The record is from RefSeq and is a predicted model, not a curated record. The coding region runs from base 226 to 1542 and encodes 438 amino acids. The transcript has a single exon. NCBI's taxonomy places the organism in Eukaryota, Fungi, Ascomycota, Eurotiomycetes, Eurotiales, Aspergillaceae.